AUGUCAGCAAACCCUCCUCGAAUCCUGAUUAUAGGGGCUGGCUCCCGAGGCAAUGCGUAUGCGCGGGCUACAGGCGAGUCAUCAAACGGUAUUGUUGUGGCCGUGGCCGAGCCAAUCGCAUACAAGAGACAACGGCUCGGAUCGAAGUACAUAUGGGGGAAGGCUGGGCCAUCCGAGGGCCAGGAGUUCGAGGACUGGAAACAUUUCCUGGCAUGGGAGCAAGAGAGACGGGCUAAAGCCUCGAGGGGCGAGGUCGUGCCGGAAGGGGUUGAUGCUGUGUUUAUUUGCGUGCUCGAUGAAAUGCACAAGGAGGUCAUUGUUGGACUCGCCCCGCUGGGUUUGCAUACCAUGUGCGAGAAGCCAUUGACUACAAGCUUGGAUGAUUGUAUCUCAAUAUAUAGGGCGCUGCUUCCAGAUCUUCCCCAUACGACUGCUCCGUCAAAGAUCUUCUCCAUUGGCCACGUCCUGAGAUAUAGCCAACACAAUAUAGUCCUUAGGAAGCUGUUGCUGGAAGAACAAGUUAUUGGAGAGGUCCUCUCUGUCAACCAUACGGAACCAGUUGGAUGGUGGCACUUUGCACACAGCUAUGUCAGGGGAAACUGGCGCAAAGAAUCCACCACCGCGCCCUCCCUCCUCACCAAAUCAUGCCACGACAUCGACCUCCUCCUGUGGUUACUCUCCUCACCACCACCAAACUCCAACAAGCCGCCUCAUAUCCCCGUGACCGUGAGCUCCUCCGGCUCUCUCCAAUUCUUUAAUAAGACCCGGAAACCAACCGCUGCCGGAAAUGCCACAAACUGUCUUUCCUGCCCCAUUGAAGAGUCUUGUCAGUAUUCUGCCAAAAAGAUAUAUGUCGGCAAGGAUCUCAAGGGUCUCGGCUCAGGAAACACAAACUGGCCCGUCGACAUUGUCCUGCCCGAAAUCGAAGAGUGCAUUUCCCAGGGAGGUCCGGCCGGCGGUGAACGCGCCCUCCUCUCCAAACUCUCCGAGGACUACACAAGCACGACGCCAGCCUCCGAAGUCUCGGCCCGGAACUGGUACGGCCGCUGCGUCUGGGAGGCCGACAACGAUGUCUGCGACAACCAAGUGGUGACGAUGACCUGGGACAACGACCCGCUCCCAAGCACCAGCGACGACCCCGAGCAAGCGCUCGCUGGCCGCGGUGCCAAAACCGCCGUCUUCCACAUGGUCGCGCACACCAAGAAGAUCUGCGACCGCUACACGCACAUCUACGGCUCGCGCGGCGAGAUCUACGCCGACGGCGAGACCAUCACGGUGCAAGACUUCACGACCGGCACCCGCAAGGUGUACCGGCCGCACGUCGCAGGCGGCGGUCACGGCGGCGGCGAUGACGGGCUGGCGCGCCAGUUCAUCCUCGCGGUCGACAGGGUCAAGAACCAUGGGGCGCGCGUGACCGACGCGCAGGAGGAGUUCGUCGGCUGCACGCUCGAAGAUGUCAUCCGGAGCCACGCGCUUGUGUUUGCGGCUGAGGAGGCGCGCAGAGACCGGAAGGUCCUGGAUUUCCCGGAGUGGUGGGAGCGUGUGGUGCAGGGUGGUUUGAGGGGGGAGAGGACGGUUUGA
Amorphotheca resinae ATCC 22711 is the source of this 1581-nucleotide messenger RNA. RefSeq lists its product as hypothetical. The transcript is spliced from 2 exons. Bases 1 to 1581 code for a protein of 526 amino acids. Gene Ontology annotation, molecular function: nucleotide binding. Lineage: Eukaryota; Fungi; Ascomycota; Leotiomycetes; Helotiales; Amorphothecaceae. The record is from RefSeq and is a predicted model, not a curated record.